Messenger RNA from Branchiostoma belcheri (Belcher's lancelet), 6228 nucleotides. RefSeq lists its product as uncharacterized. The transcript is spliced from 30 exons. Lineage: Eukaryota; Metazoa; Chordata; Leptocardii; Amphioxiformes; Branchiostomatidae. The record is from RefSeq and is a predicted model, not a curated record. Bases 144 to 5810 code for a protein of 1888 amino acids. Gene Ontology annotation, molecular function: protein binding. Gene Ontology annotation, biological process: regulation of apoptotic process.
GCCGGUCGCCAUGUUGGGCUCCGGGUCUGUCCGGUCUUCUGGUCCGGGUUAGCGGAUAAACAACCACAACAGGGCAUAAACCGGACAACAGGGACUCCAGAACGGCUGUCUGAUCAACUGAGACUGCAGCAGGUAGUGAGGAGAUGGACCUGGACACGUUCUACACGGCUGUGCAGAAAGGUGACGUGCAGACUGUGAGAAGGGGGCUGGACGCUGGGGUGGACCUCAGGGCCAAGAGAUGGUGGGACAGUUCUUCCCAGACAUCCCUGCAUGUGGCCAGCAGGCACGGGCGGACUGAAGUGGCGACAUUGCUGAUCGAACACGGUGCCGACCUGGAGGCGAGGGGCUGGUACCAUAACACACCUUUGCAUGAGGCUGCUCUCCGGGGCCACACCGGGACUUGUGAGCUUCUGAUCCGUCAUGGGGCAGACGUGACGGCCAGGGAUUCGGACCAGGAAACACCCUUGCAUAAGGCUGCUUGGUGGGACCACACCGGGACUUGUGAGCUUCUGAUUCGGCAUGGGGCAGACGUGAUGGCCAGGGAUAAGUCUGACCAGACAUCCCUGCAUGUGGCCAGCCAGUACGGGCAGACAGAAGUGGCGGCAUUGCUGAUCGAACACGGUGCCGACCUGGAGGCGCGGGACUUCUACCGGUUCACACCUUUGCAUGUGGCUGCUGCUGAGGGCCGCACCGGGACUUGUGAGCUUCUGAUUCGUCAUGGGGCAGACGUGAUGGCCAGGACUAAGGAACAGUCCACACCUCUGCAUCUGGCUGCUCUCCGGGGCCGCACCGGGAUUUGUGAGCUUCUGAUUCAUCAUGGGGCAGACGUGAUGGCCAAGACUGCGCGAAAGCAGACAUCCCUGCAUGUGGCCAGCGAGCACGGGCAGACUGAAGUGGCCGCAUUGCUGAUCGAACACGGCGCAGACUUGGAGGCGCGGGACAAGAUCCAGCGCACACCUUUGCAAUGGGCUGCUGCUGGGGGCCACACCGGGACUUGUGAGCUUCUGAUCCGUCAUGGGGCAGACGUGACGGCCAGGAAUAAGUACCAGUUCACACCUUUGCAUCGGGCUGCUACUGGGGGCCACACCGGGACUUGUGAGCUUCUGAUUCGUCAUGGGGCAGACGUGACGGCCAGGAAUAAGUUCCAGGACACACCUUUGCAUGGGGCUGCUGAGGGGGGGCACACCGGGACUUGUGAGCUUCUGAUUCGUCAUGGGGCAGACGUGACGGCCAGGGAUAAGGACCAGAACACACCUUUGCAUCUGGCUGCUGUCUGGGGCCACACCAGGACUUGUGAGAUUCUGAUUCGUCAUGGGGCAGACGUGACGGCCAGGAAUAAGCCUAACCGGACAUCCCUGCAUGUGGCCAGCUGGCACGGGCAGACUGAAGUGGCGGCAUUGCUGAUCGAACACGGUGCCGACCUGGAGGCGAGGGACCGGCUUGACCAGACAUCCCUGCAUGUGGCCAGCAGGUUCGGGCAGACUGAAGUGGCGGCGUUGCUGAUCGAACACGGCGCCGACCUGGAGGCGAGGGACUGGGAUGACCAGACAUCCCUGCAUGUGGCCAGCCUGCACGAGCAGACUGAAGUGGCGGCAUUGCUGAUCGAACACGGUGCCGACCUGGAGGCGUGGAACAGGUACCAGCGCACACCUUUGCAUUGGGCUGCUUACCAGGGCCACACCGGGACUUGUGAGCUUCUGAUUCGUCAUGGGGCAGACGUGACGGCCAGGGAUAAGGACCAGUACACACCCUUGCAUCUGGCUGCUGACGGCCGCACCGGGACUUGUGAGCUUCUGAUCCGUCAUGGGGCAGACGUGAUGGCCAGGGAUGAGGCCCAGAACACACCUUUGCAUCGGGCUGCUGCUGAGGGCCGCACCGGGACUUGUGAGCUUCUGAUCCGUCAUGGGGCAGACGUGACGGCCAGGGAUGAGAAGCAGCAAACACCCUUGCAUCUGGCUGCUGAGGGGGGCCACACCGGGACUUGUGAGCUUCUGAUUCGUCAUGGGGCAGACGUGACGGCCAGGGAUACGGCCCAGAACACACCCUUGCAUCAGGCUGCUGUGGAGGGCCACCCCGGGACUUGUGAGCUUCUGAUUCGGCAUGGGGCAGACGUGACGGCCAGGGAUUCGGACCAGGAAACACCCUUGCAUCUGGCUGCUGCCCGGGGCCACACCGGGACUUGUGAGCUUCUGAUCCGUCAUGGGGCAGACGUGACGGCCAGGGAUGAGGACGGACGGACACCUUCUGAUGUGGCGCACGGCAAGGAGACUCUGCGUGUCCUAAAGAAUCGGGAAAAGGAAGUGAUCAAAGAGAAGUUGUACAGCGAGUUGCUGCAGAAGUCUGGCGGAGUGAAGACCGACAGGUGUAAGGUGUCCUUGUUCGGGAUGGGGAAAGCGGGAAAGUCCACACUUGCAGAAAGUCUUCAAAGGGGCUGGGUGUCUGCACAUCUCCAAGGUUGGACUUACACGUCGUCAGCCGAGGAGCUUCACGACCCCACCCCAGGGGUGGAUGUUGGGACGUUCCAUAUUCCAGGGGUGGGGGAGGUCAGCCUGUGGGAUUUUGCUGGGCAGUCGGAGUACGCGGUAACCCACAGCAUGUUCAUGGAUGCAGAGAACACCAUCUCCAUUGUGCUGUACAACAUCAUGGACGACACCAAAGAACAAGACGUCCACCGGUGGCUGAGUUUCAUCAAAUCCUGCAACCCAAACCGGCAGCGUGACGUCAUCUUAGUGGCCAGCCAUGCCGACAAAGUGUCACCCACAAGUGGACAGCGCCAAGCUGCUCAUCUCCUGCAGUUGAUGAAAGCGGAGUUCAAAGAUCUCCUCCGUAUCUCAGACGAAGUCUUCGUGAUGAACUGUAAGAAGACGCGAACACCUGAGAUGGACCGACUCAAGGAGCUGCUGGCUAAGAUGAAGAAGGCCAUGUUAGAGCACCAACGCCAGAUGCCCAGACUGUGUUCAAAAAUCACCCAACGGCUGCCCAGCUGGUGCCAGACGAAGUGCAGCCCGAAGUGCCCUGUACUGAGGUGGCCAGACUACGUGGACGCAGUCAAAGAGAUCGACCCACAUGUGGAUGAGGACUUCCUGCGGAAGUCUACACGAUUUCUGAACCAUCUGGGGGAGGUCAUCUUCACCUGUUCGACUGCUUCUGAUCCCAUCAUUGUCCUGAAGCCCAACUGGCUCUGCACAGACAUCUUCGGUCCAAUGAUGGCUCCAGUCAACUUCCCCAUCCUCCGCCCAGAGAGAACAAGCGAAGACUACGUCACCAGGGAGGAGAUCCAGCGCGUCUUCCAAGACGUUGCUGACGUGGAUCUCCUCGUCACCCUGCUGCAAGAGUUCCAGCUCUGCCACUCCUAUGACGGACAGACCUUCAUCUUCCCAGGGCUGAUGAAACAAACCAUACAUGCCGAGGUUUGGAAACCAACAUCUGAGCCAACAAAGGCGGUCUACUUUGGGAAGCAAGUCCAGUGUGCCGACUCCACUGACAUGUUCUCCUCCGGGUUCUUCCCCCGAGUGCAGUCCCGCCUGAUGAGGGAGCAGGAGAAUCGCCCGCUGCUGUGGAGAGAUGGCGCCAAGUGUGUGGACAGGAAUGUGGAAGGUCUGAUCAAACUCUCUCCGGACGGCCGUGCAGUCAACAUCUGUGUCCGGAGUGCGCAGGGUGACAAGGUGCAGUGCGGCAAGAUGCUGCAGCAGCUGGAGAACAUCAUCGCUGAUGUGCUGGAUGAGUGCAGCCCAGGAACAGGCACAGAAGAGAAGGUGCUCAGCGCUCGCGCACUGAAGGAACACAGGGAGGAAUUCUACUCCUACGGCAAGGAGGAGAUCAGCAAGGCAGCAGCAGAGGGCGGUACAAUCGUCCAUCCCUCCCUCGGGUUCACGGAACAGGUCAGUGACCUGCAGUGCAGAAAGGACGAGGAUAAGUCAUUGCGUUACCCCAAGGAUAGGUCCAGAGGAGACCCUGAACAACGGAGAAACAGCAAAGAAAGAGCAGCUAUCGACAAUGGUGAACAACUGCCAGAAGGCUUUACAGAUGUAGAGCCGACAAGAGAGAGCGGAAGCGAAGAGGAAGACAGUCGUCUAAUGCCACAGACACCUCAGCCAAAAAUCAAGACUCCACAAGAAAGCAGUACCGAUGUUCCUAUGAUUCGUCAAGGUCCCAGAGAACCCGUAAUCUUGUUGAUCAGCGACGAGUAUGGAACUUCCAAGGGGGGAGUUUCUACCGUCAACUGCGAGGCUGGCCAAACCCUGGAGGGCAAGGCAGUCGUGUACGCCACAGUCCUACAGCUUAAUGUACCCAAAGAAGACCAGAAGGCAGCAGACAGAGACGGCGUCAUCCUGAUACAGCCAGACCCAUCAGGCCUGACGACUGCGCCAACUCUAGACUGGCUGACCCACUACCACUUGCACCACUUCCCAAACCUCCCUCAGGACGUCACCUGCAUCAUCGGCCACGCCGACAUCACAGAUACGGCGGCACGAGACAUCAAGGAUAAACGCUAUCCAGAGGCAGACCUCAUGAUGUUCACCCACGUCAUACCCGAAGAUACAGAGUACUACAAGGGAGGGCGGGUGGCCAUGAAAGCACGGGAGAAAGAGAAGGAUAUGCUUGAUAAAGUCGACAAGGCAAAGGCAGCUUUCUCUGUGGGUAGACGGAUCUUUGACCACUUUGACAACAAGUACAGGGGAGGGAAGGAACCUCAGAGUCACCACAUCUUCCUCCCGAAGCCAUCUGAGCUGUUCCUGUCAGCCAAAGUGAGACCCGGGGGACGACAGAAGGUCGUCCUGUCCAUCGGCAGGGUGAGGAAGGUGGAGAAGCUGAAAGGUCAUGACCUCGUGGGAGAGUCCAUGAGGGAUGUGGUGAAAAUAAUCAAGAACUCCCGGUGGUGUGUCCGCGGCAUCAACGAGGACGACUUUGAGACAAGCCAGAAGAUCCUGGAAGACGCCCUGAACAGUCCCGACCUGAACCCAACCCUGUUACCGUACGGGACCCAGGAGGACAUCAGGGACGACAUGAUGACGGCCCACCUGGUCCUGAUGCCAUCCCGCUCCGAGCCAUUUGGGCUGGUCGGCCUGGAGGCCAUCGCCGCAGGCAUCCCCGUCCUCAUCUCCAACCAAACCGGCCUGGCAGACAUGAUCACCGACCUGAUUGAUGAGGGGAAACUCAGCGCAGAGCACAGGAACGUCAUCGUGGAGACCAGCGUGAACGACCGCCAUGUUGCCGCUGAUGUCGAGAGGUGGGCAAAGAGAAUCGUGGACGUCCUCCAGCACAGCGACUCUGAGUUCGAGAAAGCCGCCAGGUUCAAGCGGGAGCUCGUGGCGUCCAGAUACUGGGAGGAAUCCCACAAUGCCUUCCUGCAGGCCUGCGGCAUCCAGUCGGUCCUGGGGGAGGCUGACCCCCGUGCAGCAGACACGCCCCAGGAUGGCGCACGCGCACUGCUGGACACCGUGGGGAGGAAGGAAGGUGACGCACUUCCGGUGUUCCAGUCGGUCCUGAGGGAGGCUGACUCCCGUAGAGCGGACAUGCUGAUGGCCACACAGCGUCCCGAUGGGCCACAGGACAGGGCGGACCAGCUGACCAGGCACCGUCCUGAGCUGGUGCAGGCCCUGAGGCACGUGGAGCCGCUCCUGGACCUCCUGCAGGCCAUGGAGGUCCUCAGUACGGAGGAGUGUGACGUCAUCAGGGCCCUCACCACGCCCCAGGACCGCGCAUGCGCACUGCUGGACGCCGUGGGCACUAAGGGCGGAGACGCGCGUCAGGUGUUCAAGGUCGUCCUGGAGGAGGUGAACCCGGAGGCGGCGGGAAUGUUGCCAUGAAGUUCAACUUGUUUUAGAGCCCCUGUAUUUGUGAAAUCAGAAAGCUCAUAGGAAGCAAAUCAAAUCUUUAUGUGGUUUAAGAGAGCAAAAGGCAGACAUUCAAAACAGCAUCCAUCAACUAAAACUAGUUCAUAUCGUAGGACGGUUGCGUAUUUUUUAAAAGUUUUCUCGGCUUAAUUUAAUAAGUUUCAGAUGGCAGAUUAGUCUCCACUUCAGCCAGCCCUGAAUUGGAGUUGCGUUCUUUGAUAAUUUACAGUAUCACAUGAAUAGCGCUAGCAGUAACAUUAUAUGUGUGCUAAGAUUGAGGUACUGGCUACAGCAUAAAGAACAAGACACCAGUAGAAUAGAUUGAGAAAUGGUUUUCUUGACUUCAAUAUCCUGUACAAAGAAUAUCUCAGUAAAGUUUCCACGCAAUCUU